AUGCUUGCGUCAUUUGAAUCCCAAAAUAUUCACGCCAUUUUAGUUUCAGAAUCUUGGCUAAAACCCUGUCUGCCUUCCACUUCUUAUUCUUUGCCUGGGUUUCAUCUAAUUAGAAAUGACCGCACUAAUAGGGGUGGUGGGGGCGUGGCGAUCUAUCUAAGAUCCUACCUUCCAUUUAAAAUUGUUAGUUCGUCAAGUCAACCACCUCCUGUUGAUUCUGCUGAGCAUUUGCUGGUUGAGGUCUCCCUGUCUCAGAAUAAAAUCCUACUUGGAGUUUUCUACAGUCCCUCCCUUUCUAUAAAUUAUUUUACUUCUUUUGAAUCUCUUUUAGAAUCACUAGUCCCUACGUAUAGUCACACUAUUUUGAUGGGUGACUUUAACACCUGUUUGCUUAAAGGCGACAAUCGAUCUAUAAAACUUGAAGCUAUAAUUGAAGCGUGUAAUAUGCAAAUCCUACCCCUUUCUGCUACUCAUAACUUUCCUAACAGUACUCCUUCCCUUCUUGACUUAAUAAUGGUGUCAUCUUCCAAUUUAGUUUUCAAGCACGGACAGUGCCCUGCUGAUGCAUUCUCUUAUCACGAUUUAAUUUUUCUUUCGUAUAAACUACGCCCUCCUAAAAUCAAACCCAAAUUAGUUCUGCGACGUAAUUUUGGAGGAAUGGAUAUUGAACAACUUUGUGAAGAUGCUUAUAAUAUUGACUGGUCAGUGAUCGAGAGAGCUCCAUGCAUUGACGAUAAAGUGGAACUGUUCUGUUCUCUUCUCACUCAGCUUUAUGACGUCCACGCGCCAAUGCAUUAUGUGAGACUUAAACACCUACCUGCUCCAUGGCUCUCUGAUGAUCUGAAGAAGCUUAUUUUGCAGAAGAAUGCGGCAUUGUCAAAGCUUAAGAGGAAUAAAACAGAGGAAAACGUAAGGAAAUACGCCAAAAUCAGGAAUCGAUGCAACACAUUGUGUAGAGAUGCGCAACGACGCCAUAUUCAUACAUCAGUCGAGAACGGCGACUCAUCUAGGGUGUGGAAGUUUCUCAAAACAGUUGGAGUUGGUAGAACAUCCCUAAAUACUUCACCUCCUAGUGUUGAUUUUGAACUAUUAAAUCAACAUUUUUCUAAUCCUUCUAACUCUUUUGAUAGCGAACAUAAACUGCAAACACUUCGUUCGCUUUCUGUAAUUCCGACUCCUAAUUAUCCUCCGUUCGUUUUUAGUCAGUUUACUGAAUGUGAUGUUAAGAAGACCAUAUUAUCCAUCUCCUCAAAUGCUGCCGGUAGCGACAACAUUAGCCGUAAUAUGAUUGUUCCUCUCCUUGAUGUUAUUACUCCCAUUAUCACUUAUUUACUCAAUGCUUGUGUCUCUUCCUCUAAAUUCCCUCAAGCCUGGAAGAGUGCUCAUAUUAUACCCCUUCCAAAGAAAUCUAAUCCCGUCAACCUCUCUGAUUUCCGUCCCAUCUCGAUCUUACCUUUCCUUUCUAAAGUCCUUGAAAAACUUAUUUGCCAACAGCUGACCCUUUUCCUUAAUAAGCACAAUUUAUUGAAUUCCUUACAAUCCGGUUUCCGUCCAGGUCAUAGUACGGCUACUGCCUUAAUCAAAGUUACUGAUGACAUACGGUGGGGUAUGGAUAAUAAACAACUCACAGUCAUGACCUUGCUGGAUUUCACGGACUGUGUGCGAGGACACGCAGAGGUGCUACGCCAGGCGGGAUACCUUCGUCUGAGCACAGGUUCUACAACCAGUCGUCGUCUACACGCUGUCUAUCGUUUACUGGUUUUUUCUAUUACACUCCUCUAUCUGCUGCAGGAAUGUUUUUACGCAUACCAGGAAAGAGGAGAUAUGGUGAAAUUAUCACGUGUCAUGUUUCUACUUCUUUGUCACGUCACUUCUAUUGCUAAACAAUACGUUUUUCACGUGGACGCUGAUCGAAUUGACGAGUUGAUUGCUGGUUUAAAUGAGCCAUUGUUCAAUUCAAGCUCAGGAGCAUCAAAACCGCUUUUAUUAAAAACAGCGCUACACGCGGACCGGCUGCGGCGCGGAUACGCCGGUACCGCAGUGUUAACGUGCACUCUCUGGGCCGUGUUCCCAGUGCAAAUGCACGCACGGGGCCUUGCCGUGGAAUUUCCAUUGUGGACUGGGAUUGAUACUUCGCAUUCAAUUGGUUUCGCGGUUGUGCUGUUGUAUACAUACUACGUCACUACGCUGGUGGGGAUUGCUAACACUACUAUGGACGCAUUUAUAGCAGCUGUGUUAUAUCAGUGCAAAACACAAUUGAGAAUUCUCAGUAUCAAUUUCCAAAACCUACCGGACAGAGCACUUGCAAUAAGCAAAGAAUCCGGAGAAAACAGAGACAUCGUCCUGAGGAAACUGUUUGUAGAUUGUUGGAUACAUUACCAAAAAACUACUGAGACUGCUUGGCAAUUACAAGAUAUAUUCGGUACUGCGGUAUUGAUUCAGUUUGGUAUUGGAGGCUGGAUUCUAUGUAUGGCUGCGUAUAAACUUGUCAGUCUCUCCGUACUCAGCAUAGAAUUUGCCUCGAUGGCGCUAUUCAUCAGCUGCAUCCUUACGGAGUUGUUUCUCUACUGUUACUAUGGAACCGAGCUGACAGAUGAGAGCACCCGUAUAGUAAACUCUGUUUACUCAAUGGAGUGGUUGGACAGACCGUUGAAGUUCAAGCGUUUGUUGGUGCUACUGAUGUUGCGUGUGGACCGCCCGAUCCGACCCGCGGCCGGACUGAUCAUACCGCUGUCACUCGAUACCUUCAUUAAGAUCUUAAAGUCUUCGUACACUUUCUACGCUGUACUGCGGCAGACAAAGUAA
Messenger RNA from Parnassius mnemosyne (clouded apollo), 2805 nucleotides. The record is from the annotation of a GenBank genome assembly. Lineage: Eukaryota; Metazoa; Arthropoda; Insecta; Lepidoptera; Papilionidae.